This is a messenger RNA of Lutra lutra (Eurasian river otter), 2650 nucleotides long. RefSeq names its product transmembrane protein 40 (gene TMEM40). Bases 415 to 1137 code for a protein of 240 amino acids. Lineage: Eukaryota; Metazoa; Chordata; Mammalia; Carnivora; Mustelidae. The transcript has 10 exons. The record is from RefSeq and is a predicted model, not a curated record.
UUUCCACAAGCCAGACAGGGAAGCUGGACUCUUUUCUCAUGAACAACCUAAGAGAGACAAGUCUUCUACCUCCUCUUCCUCCUCCUCUUCCUCCUCGUCAUCCUCCUCUUCCUCAGGUACCCUCAGAACAGUGAGGACCCAGGCCUUGUCCUUCAGGAACUCAAGAUGGUUGGAGAGAUGAACACCACCACCACUGGCCCUCAGGCCCACCGUGUCAAGCACAGACAGUUGAUGCUAUAGUAACCCCAACCGAAGGAGGGCCAAGAUGAGCAUGAGCUGGGGCAGUUGGAAAAGGCUUCCUGCCCCUUAACCUUCAAGAUAAAGGAGACAAAUGGGAAGGGCCUUCUAGGUGGGAGCAAACAGAGUCAGCAUGGUGUGGGGACACACCCCUGUGCUUGUCCUAGGAUACCUUGGAUGACCUUCUCUUAUCUUCAUGAAAGCAGCAAUGGAAAUAUUAAAUUAUUUGUCCAAGAUCACACAGAAAGCUUGUGGCUGAUCUCCUACCCCUCUUAUCCUCCCAAGAGCUAUCUUUCUUCCAAACCACACUCCUCAUAUAAGCUAAAUUCUGAGAACACCAGAACAAAUGUAUUUCAGGCUCAUUCCAGACUGAGGUUCCCCUACAGCUUGUGUUUGUUCCCUGCAGAGAGCAGUGAUGAGGACCAGCACCCAGGAGUGACUGGGAAACAUCAGCAAAGCCAGGGAGCCGGACACCCCCCCAGGGACAGCUCACCUGGUGCUGAGCAUGAGGAGCCUGACCUUUUGAAGGAUGAGCUUCAGCUCUAUGGAGUAGGUGCCGCUGGAGAGGUGGUGCCCUCUGGAGAAUCGGGACUCCGAAGACGAGGCUCUGACCCAGCAAGUGGAGAAGUGGAGGCCUCUGAGUUAAGAAGACUGAAUAUAAAGAAAGAUGAUGAGUUUUUCCAUUUUGUCCUGCUCUGCUUUGCCAUUGGGACCUUGCUGGUGUGUUAUCACUAUUAUGCAGACUGGUUCAUGUCCCUUGGGGUCGGCCUACUCACCUUCGCCUCCCUGGAGACUGUCGGCAUCUAUUUUGGGCUGGUUUACCGGAUCCACAGUGUUCUGCACGGCUUCAUCCCGCUCUUUCAGAAGCUUAGGCUGAUGGGAUUCAGGAAGACCGACUGAGGCCAGUGCUGGGCCAGGAGCCACGCUGGGCCCCAGUAUGACCAUACUGCAUCUCCUGAGUGCACAAGGGCAGAGCGCCGUCCUGGGAGACACGCGGGCGGGCCAGUCUAGAGCAAUAAAGAGAGCGCUUUUCCUUCCAUGUAGUCUGAACGUUGACACCAGCCUGGACCCAGGCAUCAUUUGGGCAGUACUGGCAUGCAAUCCAGCUGCCAGGUUGGAAGGCAGAGGAAAGGUACCAGGCCUAUGCCCUUCGUGGUUCCUGGAUCAGCAGGAGGAUUCUAGGAUGUUACUACUCUCAGAAGACAGUAGGAGACCCCUGAGCCCUACAAGCUAUAAUCCGUGUGAGCCUCUGAUUCCUCUCAAAUUGCCAGGCCAUCCAGGUGGCCUCUAAGCCUUACAGAGUCAUCCAAGGAAAGAGAAACUACUGCCCUGAGGCAGGGAGCCAUCAUGCCAGGCCCCUAGGAUAAGCCUGAUACAAGGAACUGCUGGGGACUAAAGCCACAGCAUCAAGGCAUCUUCUCUAGCCCCAUUGCCUAGUGCCAGCCCUGCUGCUUUGGAUUCCAACAAGAUUCAAAUAAAUGUUUUCUUCCCUGGACUAAAAGAAGAGUCAGCUAAAUGUUCUUUCAGGUUUCUUGAUAAUGAGAACACAUUUGGAGUCUCCUUUGACCCCAUCUAGUCAGGGAAGGCAACUUGUCUAUUGGAUAAAGUAUAAAAGAGAAUAAAUGUACAGCCCCUCACUUUAGAGCCAAGACUCCAAUUGCACAAGUUCAAAAAGAGGGUUUUGCAAACAUUCCUAUGAAAAGGUCUGGGGCUGUCAGGUACUCUAAGCCCAACAAAUACCAAAGGAGUGAAACAGAAGCACACAUACACAAAAAUUCACUGCAAACUUGGGUUGCAUAAAUGGAGGUACAGAGUCUAGAUUGAAGGAGGUGAUAGUAGUUCUUUAUACAGCUAGUCCACACCAACAGCAUGUAUUCAGUUGUAGAUUCACAUCUCAAGAGCAAUAGUGACAAACUAGAGAACAUACAGAAGAGACCAGAGUGGGAAUAUAAAGAAUGACUGAAGAAGUAAGAACUCUUCAGUUUACAGAAGAGAAAAGUGGGGCCUUCCCUGAGCUCACAGACUCUUAGAGGAUACUUUCUCAAGCAUUUGUGAUGGUUCAAGUACAGUCACAUAUGUUAUCUGAUUUAAUUCUCACAGCACCCUUGACAUGUCAAUCAGCCUAAUUUUGCAGAAGGAGAAAGAGACUCAAGGAACUUUAGUAACUUCCUCAAGUUCCCACAGUAAGCAAGUGGCAGAGCCGCCAUUUGAACCCAAGCUUAUGUUCUCCUUAUGCCAAGCUGCCUUAUAGAGCUUGGCCAACCUAGGCCCCCACUCCAGGGAGAGCAGCCCCAAGGCAGCUGCAGUUUUCCCCUGUGUUUCCCAGACUUUGGGAUAUCUGAGUUAGAGAGUUGUUUGUUUUUUGUUUUUUUUUUUUUUAAUGAGGGGGGUGGUGUCUGGCUGGCUUAAUUGA